AUGCGAGUAAAGUCUGGUACAAAGGGCUCACGGGAUACCGCUACCGAGGAGCAGCGCAAGGCCUACAGAGACUGUCUGUUUAGGGAGGGGAGCGCGUACCCGGCCGUUCAGCGUGUCUGUUUUGAAUGCAAAGUAGCCAACGGCUGGUUUACCACUCAGGCGGGCCAGUACUUGAAUGGAAUUUUUGAGAAGUGGAAUGAGGAGUUCAAGAAUAAUGCCUCGGUUACUGGAACACCUUGGUUGCUCUUUAGGAAUCGUAUCAAUUGGCACAACUUCAACGACAGAACCCGUGAUGAGAACGCUAGGCUGGUCGCGAUGGAAAAGUAUUGGACCAACCCCGUUCGCGACCUGAAGAUUGGCCGCUACACUCUUAACGGCACAACCUACGGCGGCGAUUCGGAUUGCGACAAGGGCGAGACGGAAGCAUGCCCCAGCGAUAUUGCGGAUGAAUAG
Metarhizium brunneum ARSEF 3297 is the source of this 453-nucleotide messenger RNA. RefSeq lists its product as uncharacterized. Lineage: Eukaryota; Fungi; Ascomycota; Sordariomycetes; Hypocreales; Clavicipitaceae. The record is from RefSeq and is a predicted model, not a curated record.